Messenger RNA from Terrapene triunguis (Three-toed box turtle), 663 nucleotides. Its product is annotated as olfactory receptor 1G1-like. The annotation marks the transcript as partial. Gene Ontology annotation, biological process: G protein-coupled receptor signaling pathway. NCBI's taxonomy places the organism in Eukaryota, Metazoa, Chordata, Testudines, Emydidae. Gene Ontology annotation, cellular component: membrane. Gene Ontology annotation, molecular function: G protein-coupled receptor activity; olfactory receptor activity. The transcript has a single exon. The record is from RefSeq and is a predicted model, not a curated record.
UCUGUCAAUGGCUGCAUUGCCCAGAUGUUCCUUUUUAUCCUCUUGCCUGGUGCUGAAGCUUUCAUUCUCUCUGCCAUGGCUUAUGACCGCUACGCUGCCAUCUGUGAUCCAUUACAUUAUGUUCAGACAAUGAGGAAAGGGAUUUGUGUUCAGCUGGUUAGUGGUGCGUGGACAAUGGGCUUCUUCAAUGCCCUUCUUAACACAGUUUUUGCCCUCAAGUUGCAUUUCUGUGGGCCCAAUCAAAUCAGCCAUUUCAGCUGUGAGCUCCCUCCUCUGUUACAACUGUCCUGCACUGACACCCUCACCAAUCAAGUGGUGCUACUUAUUUCUGCUUUGGUAUUUGGUUUGAGCUCCUUCCUCCUCACCCUAAUCUCCUACAUUCACAUCAUCUACACCAUCCUGAGGAUACGCACUGCGGAGGGCAGGCGUAAAGCCUUCUCCACCUGCAGCUCCCACCUGAUUGUGGUUGGCUUGUUGUACGUGACAGGUUUUCUCCAGUACACAAAACCCAGCUCAGUCUCCUCUGUGGUUCUGGAUGAAAUGUUCUCCAUCCAGUACAGCAUCUUGACCCCCUUGUUAAACCCCAUUGUCUAUAGCCUGAAGAACAAGGAGGUUAAAACAAAUCUAAGGAAUAUAUUGUGGAAAUUCAGGUUUCUCAAUUAG